AUGCUAUCAUUAAAAUUAUAUUAUUCCCAGCGACGCAGCUCCCUCUCAAACGAAUCCCGAACGUACUUGGCACCAAAACCUUCUCGAAGCGCGCCAGUCACACCCUGCGACAGUGACUCAGCGUCGUGGCCAUAUGUGGACUACGAGCGCAGAUCGGAAAAGGAGAGAUACGAAGCCUCCGUAGAAGGUGUCUGGUGGUGGAAACGACCUCUCGGCGUGAGGCGUUCCACCUGCCGCUGUAGAGCCUCUUCAUCAUCGCGACCUCUCAUGGCUCCUUGUACGUCAGGUCAGGAAUAUUAUAGAUCUGAUGAGCGACCGUUGAACCUUGUUCGGCAGAUAUAUCUGUAA
This is a messenger RNA of Pieris macdunnoughi, 348 nucleotides long. The record is from the annotation of a GenBank genome assembly. Lineage: Eukaryota; Metazoa; Arthropoda; Insecta; Lepidoptera; Pieridae.